UCUCUCCAGAAGUUGUGUUCUCUGCUCUGUUCUCCCCUGUUCAUAUAUAGGUGAGUGCGGGAUUCUGUGGCGGAGAAACAAAAAGCAAUCUCUUUGUUUGCUUAUAUAAAGAUUUGGGUUUCUUCAAAGUUAUCACCUUUGAGGGAAAAAAACAAUAUCUUUUGUUUCUUUGAGGAGAUUGAAGGAUUCAAAAGGGCUGAGAUUUUGUCUGCAAUGGUUUCUAUGUCUGAGAUUUGGUUUGCUGAGCUGGAAAAAGUUGAGGAGGGAGAGUGGGAGAAGGAGAGAUAAGAAGAGAAGAAGGAAUACCCAGAAAGCUGGGAAAAGAAAAAAAAGAUAAAGAAAGGGAUUUUGAUUUAUUUUGAUCUGCUGCUUCUGGGUGGUCGGCAAUGUCUGCUGCAACUAUGAUCGGCGAUUCGAUGGUGAUAUCAGCACCAGAAACUCAACCUGCAGCUACGAUACUAGCUUCACAGAUUGAAGUUGAAUUUGCAAUCUGUGACUGUUGUGGGCUGACAGAAGAAUGCACACCAGCCUACAUAGAGAGAAUCAGAGAGAGAUAUUAUGGGAAAUGGAUUUGUGGGUUAUGUGCUGAAGCUGUGAAAGAUGAGAUUGUGAGGUCUGAAAGGCUUGUGAGUACAGAAGAGGCAAUGACCAAGCACAUGAAUUUCUGCAAGAAGUUCAAAACCUCUGAACCUCCUGCAAAUCCAACUGUUCAUUUGAUUUCUGCUAUGAGACAGAUUCUUAGGAGGAGCUUGGAUUCUCCUAGGGCCUUGAGGUCCUCCUCACCAAACUCUGACAUUCCUCAUCAUAGCCCUGGUUUUGCCAGCUCUGAGAGCUGCUUCUCCGCUCUGUCUGGUUCAUGAAAAAGGGGGAAUAGUUGCAGAUGCCCCCCCAAUCUUUGAGACAUUUGCAAAUAUCUCCCUCAAGAAACCGGUGAUUUAAUCCCUCAACUAUAACAAUUUUACUCCUUAUUGCCUCCUUACUAGAUGAAAAUGAGGAGUUUAAUCCCAGAGACAUGACAGUUGAGGGAAUAAUAUUUUUAGUUUUCAAGUUUGAAGAAAACGUUCUGUGAAUGGAUCAAAAUUGAAAGCGGGGGUAUCUGCAUUUUGCUGUACAAGAAAGGAAGGUAUGGGAUGGGAAUAAAACAAGUCGCUGCAAAGGGGAAAUACGCAUUUGAUUGGUCAGAAGUGUAAGCAAAAUAAUGGCAAUUAAAGACAUAAAAAGGUCAAGCUGAAGCUAGAUGUUCAUUUAUAUAUAGAUGUAGCUUGUGCUGGUACAGAGCUUUGAUGUGCUUGAACUACAAUAUAAAAUAUUGCUUCAUUGGUACCAGCUACCUUGUUUUCUGUACUAAUUUGAUAAUGAAUAGAAUAAACCUUGUGUUCAAGCAAACUGUGAUUGAAUAUGGUCAAAAUCAGUUAUGAUU
Molecule: messenger RNA, 1420 nt
Organism: Neltuma alba
Lineage: Eukaryota; Viridiplantae; Streptophyta; Magnoliopsida; Fabales; Fabaceae
Exons: 2
Coding region: 387-860 (157 amino acids)
Source: RefSeq, a predicted model, not a curated record